Molecule: messenger RNA, 1881 nt
Organism: Megalobrama amblycephala (Wuchang bream)
Lineage: Eukaryota; Metazoa; Chordata; Actinopteri; Cypriniformes; Xenocyprididae
Product: fibroblast growth factor receptor 1-A-like
Exons: 9
Coding region: 1111-1854 (247 amino acids)
Cellular component (GO): plasma membrane
Molecular function (GO): fibroblast growth factor receptor activity; fibroblast growth factor binding
Source: RefSeq, a predicted model, not a curated record
AAAUUUUUACAGAGUCUCACUCCAGCCAAAGUCCCAAAGUUGGCAACCCUGCUAUCUGAAAUCAGUUUCAUGAGGUGGCUUCAUGCACAAACGCUGCCUUACAAGUCAUUGCCUAAUAAGGCAGCGAGGCAGCAAGUCAGCUGCUUAGGUUUUCGGAUGCAGCCAUAGAGUUAGUCAUAAGUGUUACGAAUAAAUCUUAACGCCUUCUUCAGGAGCACACAUCCGGUCGUCAUAUUUUCACUGAUUUCAAAUGAUUAAUGAAAACCAAAGAGGUUAAAGAAAUGUUGAGUUUCGUCCAGUGACUAUUUGGGAGACAGUUUUAUGAACAUCUGAACCUGAUCGGAUUGAUAUGUUGGCAUGUUGAAGCUGUCUUUAUGAAGAGCUGAGCUGGAUGCAGAGAAAAUCCUUGAUGAUGAUGAUGAUGAUGAUGACCAUAUUGCUGCUGAUCUCAUUACUCCUAACUCAGGCUAUUCAGUCCCAGGUCAUAUCAGCCACCCAAGAUGAGGGGACAGAUGAACGUGUUUAUCUGGUGGAGAGAGGCUGAUGAAGGAAUGAUGCCAUCAAAGGCUUUGAAGCUUUUGUGGUGGAGCAGGACCUGCAAGGCAAGGUGAUGGUGGCAUUUGUGGGGAAAAAAAGGUAAAAAGAAACCAGCAGGACAAACUUGACCAAAAUCACCCUUUGUGUUCAGAAAAAAACAAACAAACAAACAAAAAAACCCACAGGGAUUGAACAGCGUGAAGGUGAGUAAAUUUAUAUGUUUGGGUGAACUAACACUUUAUUCUCCCAAAUAGAAACUGCAUGAAAUGUAUGUAUGCAUUUAUAUUAUAGUAGUGCCUUUAAAAAGAAAACUUUAAGAAAUAAACGGCUUUAUUGAGCAUUUGUGCCCGAGACACUAACAAAAAAGGAUUUACAAAAUCACAUUUACAUUUAUGCAAUUGGCAGAUGCUUUUAUCCAAAGAGACUUACAGUGCUCUUAUUACAGGGAUGAUCCCCAUGGAGUAACCUGGAGUAAAGUGUCUUGCUCAAGGACACACUGGUGGAGAAGCUGCGGAGGACGAACCAGCAACCUUCUGCUUACCAGUUCAGUGGUUUAGCCACAGAACAAAAACAAUGGCGCCUGUCUGGGCUCAACCUGAUAAGAUGAAGAAGUUCCACAUGGUUUUCAUCAGCAAAACUGUCAAGUUCCGUUGCCAGGCCAACGGUAACCCUACACCAACACUCAAGUGGCUCAAGAACGGCAAAAAGUUUAAGAGAGACCAGCGAAGAGGAGGAUUCAAGGUUCGAAAACACAGGUGGACCAUCAUAAUGGAGUCGGUGGUGCCAUCAGACAAAGGAAACUACACCUGCCUAGUGGAAAACAAAUACGGCAGUAUCAAUCACACCUACCAGUUGGACAUAAUCGAGUGUUACUGGCACAAGCCGAUCCUUCAGGCCGGGUUGCCUGCUAACCGUACAGUAGUGGUGGGUAGUGACGUGGAGUUUGAGUGUAAAGUCUCCAGAAAUCCUCAGCCACACAUCCAGUGGCUGAAACACUUCGAGGUGAACGGCAGCAGAUUCGGCCCUGACGGACUGCCGUACGUUCGGAUCUUGAAGACGGCAAGCGUCAACACUACACAUAAGGAGAUGGAGGUACUACAGAUCAGAAAUGUGUCUUUAGAGGAUGCUGGAGAGUACACCUGCUUGGCUGUGACUGUCGGCCACUCCUAUCAGUCUGCAUGGUUGACUGUCUAUAAAGAAGUGCCGGCAUCAUGUCCAGCCCGGGCGGUCCUAUACCUGUCUUCUGUACUGCCACCUGCCCUGGACUGUGUGUUUUUCCCCCUAAUGGUAGUUUUUGUUUGUUUGUUUGUAUAUUGAGUCAAUUAAAGCCCACCAUUUUCUCUG